GUGGUAGAGUCCGUUGCAGUAGUAGAGAUGAGAGCCGUGGUCGAGUCAGUAGCCGUAGUAGACACAACAGCCGUGGUCGAGUCAGUAGCCGUAGUAGACACAACAGCUGUAGUCGAAUCAGUAGCCGUAGUAGACACAACAGCCGUGGUCGAGUCAGCUGCAGUGGUGGACACGACCGCCGUAGUUGAGUCAGUGGCAGUGGUAGACAAAAUCGCCGUAAUCGAAUCAGUUGCUGUUGUGGACACGACAGCUGUAGUCGAGUCAGUGGCAGUGGUGGACACAACCGCCGUAGUCGAGUCAGUGGCAGUGGUAGACACAAUAGCCGUGGUUGAGUCUGUA
Protomyces lactucae-debilis is the source of this 339-nucleotide messenger RNA. RefSeq lists its product as uncharacterized. NCBI's taxonomy places the organism in Eukaryota, Fungi, Ascomycota, Taphrinomycetes, Taphrinales, Protomycetaceae. The record is from RefSeq and is a predicted model, not a curated record. The annotation marks the transcript as partial. The transcript has a single exon.